AAAAGUUGCCCCUAUCUGUUCAAAUGGUGGUUCGACUUUUGAAAUUACCCACUUUCCCAAGGACCUUCGUUUCACAAAAGCUCCAAUCAAAACCCAACCAGAACGCAGAGAUGACACCGAGAUAGAGAGCGAGAGAGAGAGAGAGAGUGAGGUUGGUGGUGAAGGUGAAGGUGAUGACGAUGGACAGAGAAAAAGAGAGAGAGAUAGAGUUAGAGAGUGCAAUGUACACUAACUGCUUGCUGUUAGGGCUGGAUCCGGCCGUUAUCGGAGUCGGAGGCUCCAACGGUACUCCUCGCGUCGGACUCUUCCGCCACUCCAACCCCAAACUGGGCGAGCAGCUCCUCUACUUCAUCCUCUCCUCCCUCCGUGGCCCAAUUCAAUCCGCCAAAGAUUUCGAUAAGGUAUGGCCAAUCUUCGACUCCGCGCAAUCGAGGGACUUCCGAAAGGUUGUGCAAGGGAUAAUUAGCGAACUCGAAUCUCAAGGUGCGCUUCCGAGGAGCAAUUCGAGGGUUUCCUCGCUCGCCACGUGUUGCGGACCGAGGUUUGUUGAGCUCUUGUGGCAGCUUUCUUUGCAUGCCCUGCGAGAAGUUCAUAGGCGGACUUUUGCAGCCGAUUUAGCGUCUAAUCCACUGCCUGCAUCAUUGACAGAUGUAGCCUUUUCACAUGCAGCCACACUACUUCCUGUGACAAAGGCAAGAAUAGCACUUGAACGGAGGAGGUUUCUUAAGAAUGCAGAAACUGCAGUACAACGACAGGCCAUGUGGUCCAAUUUAGCUCAUGAAAUGACUGCAGAGUUUCGUGGUCUUUGUGCUGAAGAGGCUUAUUUACAGCAAGAGCUGGAAAAACUGCAUGACUUGAGGAAUAAAGUGAAGUUGGAAGGGGAACUCUGGGAUGACCUUGUAUCUAGUUCUAGCCAGAAUUCCCAUUUAGUUUCAAAGGCUACUCGCUUGUGGGAUUCUAUUUUAGCUCGAAAAAGUCAACAUGAAGUUCUUGCAUCGGGCCCUAUUGAGGACUUGAUAGCUCACCGUGAGCAUAGGUACCGCAUCUCAGGAUCAUCUUUGCUUGCAGCUAUGGAUCAGAGUUCUCAAGUUCCUUAUUCAGAUGCCUUAUCUGUUGAACCUGGUGACCUACCUUCAACAUGGAUGGAUGACAAAGAGCAGAGUGAUGGAUCAUAUGUCAACGUAAAUAGGGGAAGGCUGAAGAAGAAUGUAGAUUCAUCCCAUUCACAAGUAAAUGAUGAAAUGCUUUCUCGAGUAGAUGAUAGAAGUGGAAGAGCCCAGCCCACCGUUGAUGUGGCUGAAAUCAUCAGGCGGUGGACACAUGCCUUACAGCGUAUUCAUAAGCAGUCACUUCAUCUGGCAAAAGCUAAUAAUGGAGAGGGUCCAGAAAUCUUACGAAGCACACAAGAUGGUGGUACAAGUGGCCAUGCAGAGUCAUUGGCUGCAACUCUUUCCGAGCAUCAGCAACACUUAGCUAGCUUUCAGGUACUCAUUAACCAACUGAAGGAAGUAGCUCCAGCUAUACAACAGUCAAUAUCAGAGUGUACAGAGAAAGUCCAGAGUAUAUCCUCCACUUUGCCUCCUAUGACCAGACAUCAUGGUCAAUCAAUCUUACCUAUUCAGGCUCAAAGCAGUGGAAGGACAUUGGAAAAUGGUUCUGAUGAUGUUGCUGAGGUGACUACGAAAAUGUCUACCGUUCUGCUUGACAAGGUCUCAUCCAGUCCUCCUGCUUUAAAGCUCCCACAGUUGUUUAGCUUGACGCUAAAUUCUUCUGGAAAAGGUGGAAAUAUGCAAAAAAGAAACACUUCAGUUCAUCAGACAAACCAAAUCGAAAAUUUUUCCGAAAGGAAAUCUCUUGACCAGCCUCUUGCAAGGAAUCUAAUUGAAAAUACACCUCGAGAUAGUGAUAAUGCUUAUGUUCAGAACUUGAAGAGAUCUGUAAGAGAAGCUGCUCUAUCGAUGAAGUCAUGCAAUUCAGAAUUGUCACGGGACAGUCAUUCUGAUGAAAGCUCUGGGCACUUCUUUGUACCUCUUUCAACAACUGGAUUUUCUCAUCUGGGCCUGGAAAACAAAGUGUCUUCUUUUAGGAGUAAAAGGUUGUUUGUAUCUCAAGCAGAGAAUCGAGCUUCUGAUGGUAGUGUCAAGAGCAAGUAUGAUGAAUUUCCUGACAUGUUAAAUGAUUUGGAUUCACUCAAUGAAUACGACAGCAUAAGUGGCUUUCUCUCUGUUAGUGACUCAAAUUGUGCAGCUUCUGAUGCACAAAGGUCGUUUUAUGACUUUGAAGAGUCUCAGGAGCAGGUGCUCUCGCCUCCUUUGCUAAUGGACACGUCACUGUUAGCAGAUUCUUAUGAAGACUUACUAGCUCCACUGUCAGAAACUGAAACAGCUUUAAUGGAGCGUUGAAACAGAUGUUUGGGCAACCUUCCACAUGUUCCAGCCAGAUGAUUUAGUUGCUGUGUUGGCAUAUUCUUUCCUCAUUAUUUUUGUAUGACACGGUGCUUGUAGGAUGCCUCUCUUCCUUAUCAUUCUGUAAAUUCUGCCCACUUACUCGUUGCAUUACUUUAUCCCAUUGUCGGGAGCAAACUAUAGGCCAAUGGCAGCACUUCUAUACAUGCUUGAAAGAUGUAGGAAGUGAGAUGGUCCUAACAUAUUGGGAUGCUGACCUGGUUCUCAGAGGGCAAAAUCCAAAGCAUACGGUCCGGAAACUAUCCCUUGCAGUAUUGUUUGUAAAUGCUACUUAAUAAGAGAAAUGCAGCAUCCCAUGGCCAGAGGUAGAAGGUGAAGCUUAGCCUUUUUUUUUAACCCUAACACUCAUUCUAAUAGCAUCUUGUUUCGACAUUCGAGAUGGAUCUUCGAUGAACUGAUUGUUGUGUUUGAGAGAUGUGUAGCGCAUGAAUAUUGCUGGAUCUAUUUUAUUUGAUAUUCUUUAGUAAAUCUUUGAUUAGUUUAA
Messenger RNA from Carya illinoinensis, 2949 nucleotides. RefSeq names its product AUGMIN subunit 6-like. Gene Ontology annotation, cellular component: mitotic spindle microtubule; HAUS complex. The transcript is spliced from 13 exons. Gene Ontology annotation, molecular function: microtubule binding. Bases 174 to 2402 code for a protein of 742 amino acids. Lineage: Eukaryota; Viridiplantae; Streptophyta; Magnoliopsida; Fagales; Juglandaceae. The record is from RefSeq and is a predicted model, not a curated record. Gene Ontology annotation, biological process: spindle assembly.